AUGCCGUCCCCAUUCAGCACACUGCUGUUUUCGAGCUUACUUGCUCGCUCGGUAUACGCUGGAAGUAGUUUGGCUGUUCGAGAUGAAAUUGUUACUAGCGAAGUUGUGACCUGCAACCCAGUCGAAGUCAACUAUAUCCUGAAUCCAUCAUUUGAAACAGGCGACUUGACUGACUGGACGGAUUGGCGGGCUAGCAAUGUUGCUGACGAUGGCACGGUUGUACCAGGCGAUGCCACUGAUGGCGAUGACUACUUCUCUGUUUUGGCCACUGCCACCUUCACCUACCUGGAACAGUCUUUGACUGGACUGGAUACAUCUUCCACUUAUACUCUAUCUGCCGACUAUAAAAUGAUAUGGUCUUCCACUUCGACCUUUUGCUAUGUUGGAUUCUCUCAGAAUUCUUGGUCCAGUUGGAUCACGAGAUCCCGCGUGUUAGUGAAUACAGCCACGGAUUGGACGACAUUGACAACCACGUGGUCACCUACUUCAUCAAGUGAAGAACUUUUCUUUGUUUGGGCAUGCAUAGGUGGACCCCAGCUUGAGGUGGACAAUAUCAAGGCUGUCAAUGGUAUCACUACAACCACCUGCACGACGAGCACUGUGACUUCAACAUUGACCGCUAUCUCCUCUUCGUCCGCUGCGUCGUCCUCUGCUACUCUCACUAGUUCCUUUAUUCCUUCAUCUAGUGUUGCUACUCCUAGCGCUCUGAGCUCCAACACCCCUGUAUCCUCUGUUGCUCCCACCAGCACUCCUGUUCGCUCAUCCAGUAUUACUAGCUCUAGUCCUGCAACUAGCCCCAGCACAUCUGUGUCUACUGCUUCCCCAAGUCCUAGCACCAUCAAGUCGAGCUCCAUUCUUUCUCGCAGUGCCACUUCAUCUCCCUCAUCUAGAUCAGUCCCUGUCAGCCGCCGGCCUAUCAGCUCCACCCCGGCCGUGUCUUUGUCUUCGACUUCAGUUUCUAUUCUGCCUGUGAAGUCUACACCAGCGUUGUCAAGCGCUGUCUCCUCUUCUCCGGUUGAUACUCGGACUUUGCGCCCAAGCUCUUUGUCAUCAUCCCUUCCGGUUCCUAUCAGCCGUCGGCCGAUCACAUCGACUACAACAUCUCCUAUUCCCGAUACUAAGACUCCUGGUGGUGUCGCUCCUUCGGGCUCGUCUACUGGCAUCCCUUCCUUUGGCUCAUCCGCUUCUGGUAGUGCCUCUGUUGGCAGUAGCUCGACUGUUCGUAUCACCUCCACUGUUACUGUCUGCACUUCUUGCUUUGCUAGUGCUUCUGGUACCCCAACUGGCUCUAGUAUUACCGCGAGCAGCCCAUCAUUGACCGAAUUUACUACCUCCACUGUGUUUACUACCCAAACAUCCACUGUUACUGCAUGCCCCUCGUUCGUGAAGGAUUGUCCGGCCUCUGAAAGGUCGACUUACGUUACUACUGAGACCAUUGUUGACUAUACCACUAUAUGUCCUGUGACUGCUACUGAGACUGGUGUUCCUGCUGGUCCAGCCAAGCCUUCCAGUGGAUCGUCUAGCUCCAGUUCGGUCAGCGUGAGCGCUACUUCUAGCACCAUUCCUGAAGAACUCACCACCACUGUUGUUACCUACGAGACUACCACCAUCUGCCCCGUUACCCAGACUAUUACUUCGGGUGGUGCCACAUUCGUUCAGACCACCAGCACUGUUUCUACUACUACUGUGACUACUACCUCGAUAAUUCCUGUGGCCACUGUCACCGAUGCUGGUGAGACUUCUCCCGUAAUUUCUGGUCCCGCUAGCGUGGGUGCUGCUUCUAGCACCAUUCCUGAAGAAUUCACUACCACUGUUGUCACCUACGAGACUACUACCAUCUGUCCCGUAACCGAGACUGUCACUUCAGGUGGAGCCACAUUCGUUCAAACCACCAGCACCAUUUCUACUACUACUGUGACUGCCACCUCGAUAAUUCCUGUGGCCACUGUCACCAAUGCUGGUGAAACUGUGACGGUCACUGGUACUGGAAUUGAUGCAGCUGCUACCACUGUUGGUGCUACUACUAUCAAGUCAAACAGUGAAACCGCUGCCGUAUCAACCCAGUUAAUCACUCUCACUCUCGUCAAUUCUAGCUCUCCUGCUACCCGGGUUGCUUCUCAGUCUGCUUCUCAGGUUGUUCCUGAGGUUGCUUCUCAGCUACCAUCGGGGGCUGGCGCAGUUGGCGUAACAAACACCCGCACCGUUCCAUAUUCCGAGCCUUCUUCCUCUCGCUUCUCCAGUGUGGGUGUCUCCUCUAUUUCCUAUGUUGGUGCUAGCUCUUCAUUUGCUUCUUACUCUGGCGCCACUACAUCUACCUCGACUAGCUCCCCUAGCCCGGUUUACACUGGUUCUGCCUCUUCUUUUACCUUCUCUGCCGGCGCUCUGUACGCCCUUACACUAUUUUUUGUGGCUAUCUUUAUUUAA
Molecule: messenger RNA, 2424 nt
Organism: Penicillium taxi
Lineage: Eukaryota; Fungi; Ascomycota; Eurotiomycetes; Eurotiales; Aspergillaceae
Exons: 2
Coding region: 1-2424 (807 amino acids)
Source: RefSeq, a predicted model, not a curated record